Molecule: messenger RNA, 1207 nt
Organism: Manihot esculenta (cassava)
Lineage: Eukaryota; Viridiplantae; Streptophyta; Magnoliopsida; Malpighiales; Euphorbiaceae
Product: GATA transcription factor 5
Exons: 3
Coding region: 157-1035 (292 amino acids)
Biological process (GO): regulation of DNA-templated transcription
Molecular function (GO): zinc ion binding; sequence-specific DNA binding
Source: RefSeq, a predicted model, not a curated record
GAUGGGUGAGAGAGAGAGAGAUAGGGAUGUGAGCUUUUGUCUUCGUGAUUGAAUAUUAACUUUGAUCUUUAGCUUUAUCUGCCGACAGAAACCCCGGCCAUAAGGGUCCAGUGCGACAGCUUCGCAGUUAGCAGCACUGCAUAUUUUCUUUUGGCCAUGGAUUUUUACCGGAAUGUGACAAUUUGCGGCGAAUAUCACCAGCAGGAGCAAGUCCUUCCAUCUCCUUCUCCAUGCUCUAAGCUUGGUACUGCUAUAGCACCUACUAGCCCUCUUGAUGACCUUUUCUCUGCUCAGAAUACGGAAGUAGAUGUUAGCUUAGAAUGGCUGUCAGUGUUUGUGGAGGACUGCUUAUCCAGUACAGGAAACUGCCUCCCAGCUCCCACAAGCAGUGUUCAAAACAAAAUUAUUACUCCAAACCUACCAAAAUCCUCGCAACGGAAGCCCCUACAGAACUCGCAAGCUUCCUUGGAGAGAUUUGUAAUUCCAGGCAAGGCAAGAAGCAAGAGAAAAAGAGUCACAAGUGUGAAGACCAGAAACCCAUUAUCCAGCUGGUCCCAAAUCCUCCAUUUUCCGAGUUCAGAUCCUCCUUUGCUCCAACAAGCAUAUUGGUUAGCUGACUCUGAACUCAUUAUGCCUCAAAAAGAAAGAACCACCAGCAACAGCAGCAAUACAAAGACAAGAGAUAGUGAAGAAGAAGAAGAAGAAGAAACAAGAGAGGAGGAGCAAGAACAGGUUACUGGUGUGAGUAAUAAUGGCAAGGAGGGUGUGGCCAUUUUGGAAAGUAGCAGUGGGCAGCAGCAGCAGCCAAGGAGGUGCAGCCAUUGCCUAGCACAGAGGACCCCACAGUGGAGGGCUGGACCAUUGGGUCCAAAGACGCUGUGCAAUGCAUGUGGAGUGAGGUACAAAUCAGGCAGGUUAUUGCCUGAGUAUAGACCAGCCAAGAGUCCUACCUUUGUGAGCUACCUGCACUCCAAUUCUCACAAGAAAGUUAUGGAAAUGAGAACGGCUGGCUCUGCUGUCUUCAAUUCCUAUUGAGCAGUCACAAUUUUCAUUCUCCAAUGUAUACCAAAAACAAGUUAGUUUAGUUAAUUUUCUAAUAGAAAUUAAAACUUGGCAGAAAUUCCAAUCCUUGUUAAUUUUCUUGGGGCUUAAUUAUUUAGCUUUUUUUUAUAUAUAAUAUUAAUGGGUUUUCCUUUCAUUUUGAUUA